CAUUUUGACGAUUUUGAAUCUCUUCUUGGGCGAGCUCGAAGGUGGAAGUAAGAUACAAAAAAGGAAGAGGAAGAGGUUUUGUCGAAGAGUUGUGAUCUGAGGUAGAGAAAUGGAUGCAAUAAGAAAACAAGCAAGCAGGAUCAGGGAACAAGUCGCAAGACAGGCUGUCUUCAAGCAAUUUGGAGGAGGAGGAGGAGGGCAUGGCUCUGGUUUGUCGGAUGAUGCAGAGCUCCACCAGCAUCAGAAACUCGAAAAGCUUUACAUUUCAACCCGUGCUGCCAAGCAUUACCAAAGAGACAUUGUUCGUGGGGUGGAAGGUUAUAUAGUCACGGGUUCAAAACAAGUUGAAUUAGGGACGAAACUGUCUGAGGAUAGCAGGAAGUAUGGUUCAGAGAACACAUGUACAAAUGGUAACGUAUUAACAAGGGCUGCACUGAGUUAUGGGCGUGCUCGGGCGCAGAUGGAAAAAGAGCGUGGAAAUAUGUUGAAGGCUCUUGGUACUCAAGUUGCUGAGCCGCUACGGGCAUUGGUUUUGGGAGCUCCAUUGGAGGAUGCUAGACAUCUUGCUCAACGUUAUGAUAGAAUGCGCCAAGAAGCUGAAGCUCAGGCUACAGAAGUUGCAAGACGCCAAGCAAAGGCGAGAGAGUCUCAAGGGAAUCCUGAGAUAUUGAUGAAACUGGAAUCUGCUGAAGCAAAACUUCAAGACCUAAAGUCAAAUAUGACAACGCUGGGGAAGGAAGCCGCUUCUGCUUUAUCUUCCGUUGAAGAUCAACAACAAAAACAGACUCUUGAACGACUUAUUUCAAUGGUUGAAUCAGAACGUGGUUACCAUCAAAGAGUCCUCCAGAUACUUGAUCAGCUAGAAGGAGAGAUGACAUCUGAGAGGCAACGUAUUGAAGCUCCCACUACUCCAUCAAGUGCAGCCAACAUGCCGCCGCCUCCAUCAUAUGAGGAAGCGAAUGGAGUGUUUGCAUCAUCUCACACACAUGACACGCCAACAGAUAGCAUGAGUUACUUUUUAGGAGAGGUGUUGUUCCCAUAUCACGGAGUGACAAACGUCGAGCUCAGCUUAUCGACUGGUGAAUACGUUGUUGUUAGAAAGGUCACAGGCAGCGGAUGGGCAGAAGGUGAAUGCAAAGGCAAAGCCGGUUGGUUCCCUUAUGAGUACAUUGAAAGACGGGAGCGAGUUCUUGCUAGCAAAGUGUCUGAAGUCUUUUGAGAUUAAGAAAUUGAAGCAAAGGUAACACUGGUUCUCUAUGGUUGUUAUGGUUCUGUAGAAGAGUUGUGUGUGUUCUUCUGUAGAAAGAAAAAGAAACGAAAAAAAAUAUUCACCGGCUAAACAGAAGCCCAUGUUCAUGAGGUUAGGCGUUACUGAAGAUUUCUGCCAUUGUUAUGCCACUUGAAUAAAGAGUUUGUUCAAUUUUGAGGUCUCAUCUCAAUAUUGUAUUUGGAUCCUCUCUGUAUCUAUCAUCUUCAUAUGUGAAUACACUUCAUUUUUGAGUUAAUCUGCAUAAUUGUCCAAUUA
Messenger RNA from Raphanus sativus (radish), 1525 nucleotides. Its product is annotated as SH3 domain-containing protein 2. The transcript has 10 exons. The coding region runs from base 110 to 1219 and encodes 369 amino acids. Gene Ontology annotation, molecular function: protein binding. The record is from RefSeq and is a predicted model, not a curated record. NCBI's taxonomy places the organism in Eukaryota, Viridiplantae, Streptophyta, Magnoliopsida, Brassicales, Brassicaceae.